Messenger RNA from Hydatigera taeniaeformis, 525 nucleotides. The record is from the annotation of a GenBank genome assembly. Lineage: Eukaryota; Metazoa; Platyhelminthes; Cestoda; Cyclophyllidea; Taeniidae.
AUGUUCAACUACCUUUGUGACAAAAACCCUCCAUUCUACCUGCCUAGCCAAGGUCGAAAACGGAAAUCCGUAACGGUGAGCUUACUACCUUCUCCAUCCUUUGCGGAUUUGUUGGUCCUUAUUAACUGGCCUUUUGAUGUCAUGCAGGAGGAGUUGUGGCGAGUAUUUUUCGACCCCCUGGGGCAGGAAAUAAGGGACGAGUUUGCCAUGCGAUAUGGCAUCGAAAGUAUCUUCCAGGCUAUGACCCACCUUGCGUGCCUUACAACUAAGUAUAAUUGCGUCGGUGUGCUUGCACAGCUGUCGACUCUGUUGGCCAACAUCAGCGCCUUCUACGCGCACACCAGCUCGAUUAACAGUCAAACUGCCUCUGAGCGAUUUGCUGCCAGCAAUUUUGGGAGGGAGAAGUUUAUCAAAAUCCUCGACAAUCUGCACAAUGCUCUUCGCAUUGAUCUCUCGAAAUACCGAGUAAGUUUGAAAACCCAACCACCUGCACGAGACUACAUCCUUUCAUUCGCACGGCGAUAG